AUGAAAACUGAGGCUGGAGGACCUUUACCCAGGAGGAUCGUCUUGUUGAAGAACAGUGAACUCAUCAAGUGUGAAAACCCUUGGAAGCCCAGCAUGAAGCGUGGCAGCCCUGCAACGGACCCAGAAAUGCUGACAACGGAGGCACGGAAAAAGAACAACUGGGUUCCUCGGAAAGCCGACGAGGUCCCAAAGACCACCCUCCAGGUCCGCAAAGACGCAGGAAUGAAGAAAGAGAAGGAGCAGCAAAAUGAGCAGCAACGCUCCAACGAUGACUGGAGAAAACCAGGAACUUUCGUCGCUCCUCGAUAUCAACGAGAAGAAACGAGGGGUGCCCCUUCUGUGAAUCGGACCACCAGGACCUUCGCCUCUCAAGACAAGACCAGAGAUUCAAAGCCACAGUUUGGUGACAGGAUCCAGACUUGCCGACAGGGUGAGAGGUCAUGGGCACAGAGAAGGAACAGGGACGCUCCAGCCAACAAGUCAGGAUGGAACAGGGACGCUCCAGCCAACAAGUCAGGGUGGAACAGGGACGCUCCAGCCAACAAGUCAGGAUGGAACAGGGACGCUCCAGCCAACAAGUCAGGAUGGAACAGGGACGCUCCAGCCAACAAGUCAGGGUGGAACAGAGACUCUCCAGCCAACAAGUCAGUGAAGCCACGCGUGGCCUCGGUGCCUUACACACCUGCUGUGUCUCCGGUGGAGGCCAAGACAGAGUCCAGGUCCAGGACAUACGCUGAUGUGGUCAAGGGAACCAGCAGCAAGUCAGUGAAAGCAGUGAAACCACCAGUGGACUCGACGCCUGACACCCCCACUGUGUCUCCGGUGGAGGCCAAGACAGAGUGCAAGUCCAGGACGUGGGCUGAUGUCGCCAGGGGAACCAGCAGCAAGUCAGAAUCUGGAGUUUCCCCGACCGCCGGCCCUAAGCAAGACUCUGUGCUGCCGUCAAUGAAUUUAUCUCAGCCCUGCACUCCCCCACAAGACCCAGACAUGGGAGCUCUGGAAAGCAGUCAAAACAGAGCAGACAACGAGCCCGGCGAGACGCCGCCGCCUUCACCGUCGUCCUCACAGCCCGACUUGUUAAUUCAGGAAGGCCACUGUGUAGAAGUGCAGAAUGGGCAAAGCCCUCACAUGUCUCGAAAGAUGAAAAAGAAAGCCAAGAAGAAUAGACAUAGAGAGGCCAGGGAGAAAGCAUUGAAGGAGCGAAUCACAGUGGAGCGAGGAACUUUCGUCGCUCCUCGAUAUCAACGAGGAGAAACCAGGGGUGCCCCUUUUGUGAAUCGGACCACCAGGACCUUCGCCUCUCAAGACAAGACCAGGGAUUCAAAGCAGCCACAGUUUGGUGACAGGAUCCAGACUUGCCCACAGGGUGAGAGGUCAUGGGCACAGAGAAGGAACAGAGUCUCUCCAGCCAACAAGUCAGGAUGGAACAGAGACUCUCCAGCCAACAAGUCAGUGAAGCCACGCGUGGGCUCGUGGCCUUACACACCUGCUGUGUCUCCGGUGGAGGCCAAGACAGAGUCCAGGUCCAGGACAUACGCUGAUGUGGUCAGGGGAACCAGCAGCAAGUCAGUGGAGUCAGUGGCGGAGCCGGUACAGCCGGUGGUGGAACCGGUGGUGGAACCGGUGGCGGAACCGGUGGUGGAACCGGUGGCGGAGCCGUUGGCGGAACCGGUGGCGGAGCCGUUGGUGGAACCGGUGGCGGAGCCGUUGGUGGAACCGGUGGCGGAGCCGGUACAGCCAGUGGCGGAGCCAGUAGUGGAGGCUAAGACAGCGUCCAGGACAUGGGCUGAUGUCGUCAGAGGAAACAGCAGCAAGUCAGAAGUAUCCCAGACCUCUGCCAUUCACACACCUGCUGUGUCCCAGGUGGCAGCCACGACAGAGUCCAAGUCCAGGAGAACCGGCAGAAAGUCGGUAUCAUGGGCAUCACCGAUUUCCCAGACCGCCGACCCCAAGCGAGACUCUGUGCUGCCGUCGACGCCUUUAACAAGGCCCUGCACUCCCCCACAAGACCCAGACAUGGGAGCUCUGGAAAGUAAUCAAAACAGAGCAGACGAGCCCGGUGAGACGCUGCCGCCGACGCCCGCACCGUCAUCCUCACAUCCCGAGCCGUUGAUUCAGGGAGGCCAUUGUAAAGACGUGCAGGAUGGUCAAAACCCUGUGGACCUGCGAAAAAAGAAAAAGAAAACCAAGAAGCAGCGACAAAAAGCGGCUUUGAAAAAAACACUGAAUGAGCAAAACGCAGAGGAGCCAGUGGAGCCAGUGGUGGAGCCAGUGGUGGAGCCAGUGGUGGAGCCGGUGGUGGAGCCAGUGGUGGAGCCGGUACAGCCGGUGGCGGAGCCAUUACAGCCGGUGGCGGAGCCACUUUUCUCGUCUGAACUCCCACAGGAGCUCCAGUUCACUGAGCCGGACAGCGCAGACCCCGGAGACGCUCCAUCUCAAAGCGCCGUGUUUCCAGAGGAGCUCAGCCUUCAGCUGGAGAGACUUCUCCUGGAGGACGAGGCCAGCAACCAGCAAAUCUUUGACUGGGUCGAGGCCAACGUGGAAGAACCUCAGCUGAGCUCGUCCUCCUUCGUCAGAGCUCUGGUGAAGGCAGUGUGCCAGGCCACAGUGAACGAUAAUGAAGACAGCUGUUGGAUGGACGCGCUCGUCCCCCUAAAGAAGAGAUUGCCGGUCUUACUAAAAUACCUGGAGUCGGAUGAUGAACGACAGCUGCAGGCGCUUUAUGCACUUCAGGCUCUGAUGGACUCCCUUGGUCACCCGCCACGCCUCCUGUGGUUGCUCUUCGAUGUCUUCUACUACUGGAGACUGAUCUCGUCUUCCACGUUCCACAAGUGGCUGACGAGCACGGACAACGCCGAGCAGCAAGGAAAGGAAGAGGCCAUCAAGUCGACCAUGCCGUUCUUCACUUUUCUCCGGGUGUGCGAUGAGUAG
This is a messenger RNA of Salarias fasciatus (jewelled blenny), 2931 nucleotides long. RefSeq names its product nucleolar protein dao-5-like. Gene Ontology annotation, molecular function: protein binding. The transcript is spliced from 19 exons. The coding region runs from base 1 to 2931 and encodes 976 amino acids. NCBI's taxonomy places the organism in Eukaryota, Metazoa, Chordata, Actinopteri, Blenniiformes, Blenniidae. The record is from RefSeq and is a predicted model, not a curated record.